This is a messenger RNA of Knipowitschia caucasica, 1416 nucleotides long. Lineage: Eukaryota; Metazoa; Chordata; Actinopteri; Gobiiformes; Gobiidae. The record is from the annotation of a GenBank genome assembly.
AUGGAGGGGGUGAGGACAGGGGGGGUGUGGUUGAUGGAGGGGGUGAGGACAGGGGGGGUGUGGUUGAUGGAGGGGGUGAGGACAGGGGUGAUGUGGUUGAUGGAGGGGGGGAGGACAGGGGGGGUGUGGUUGAUGGAGGGGGGUGAGGACAGGGGGGGUGUGGUUGAUGGAGGGGGUGAAGACAGGGGGUGUGUGGUUGAUGGAGGGGGUGAGGACAGGGGGGGUGUGGUUGAUGGAGGGGGUGAGGACAGGGGGGGUGUGGUUGAUGGAGGGGGUGAGGACAGGGGGGGUGUGGUUGAUGGAGGGGGACAGGGGGGGUGUGUUGAUGGAGGGGGUGAGGACAGGGGGGGUGUGGUUGAUGGAGGGGGUGAGGACAGGGGGGGUGUGGUUGAUGGAAGGGUGAGGACAGGGGGGGUGUGGGUUGAUGGAGGGGGUGAAGACAGGGGGGGUGUGGUUGAUGGAGGGGGUGAGGACAGGGGGGGUGUGGUUGAUGGAGGGGGACAGGGGGGUGUGGUUGAUGGAGGGGGUGAGGACAGGGGUGAUGUGGUUGAUGGAGGGGGAGAGGACAGGGGGGGUGUGGUUGAUGGAGGGGGUGAGGACAGGGGUGAUGUGGUUGAUGGAGGGGGUGAGGACGGGGGGGUGUGGUUGAUGGAGGGGGUAAGGACAGGGGGGGUGGUUGAUGGAGGGGGUAAGGACAGGGGUGAUGUGGUUGAUGGAGGGGGUGAGGACAGGGGGGUGUGGUUGAUGGAGGGGGUGAGGACAGGGGGGGUGUGGUUGAUGGAGGGGGAGAGGACAGGGGUGAUGUGGUUGAUGGAGGGGGUGAGGACAGGGGUGAUGUGUUUGAUGGAGGGGGUGAGGACAGGGGUGAUGUGGUUGAUGGAGGGGGUGAGGACAGGGGUGAUGUGGUUGAUGGAGGGGGUGAGGACAGGGGUGAUGUGGGUUGAUGGAGGGGGUGAGGACAGGGGGGUGUGGUUGAUGGAGGGGGUGAGGACGGGGGGGUGUGGUUUAUGGAGGGGAGGGGGUGAGGACAGGGGGGGUGUGGUUGAUGGAGGGGGUGAGGACGGGGGGGUGUGGUUGAUGGAGGGGGUGAGGACAGGGGGGGUGUGGUUGAUGGAGGGGGUGAGGACAGGGGGGGUGUGGUUGAUGGAGGGGGACAGGGGGGGUGUGGUUGAUGGAGGGGGUAAGGACAGGGGGGGUGUGGUUGAUGGAGGGGGUGAGGACAGGGGGGGUGUGGUUGAUGGAGGGGGUGAGGACAGGGGGGGUGUGGUUGAUGGAGGGGGUAAGGACAGGGGGGGUGUGGUUGAUGGAGGGGGGAACAAGCGAGACCAUGGAGGGAGAGAAGAGGAUGAUGGAUGUGAUUAUGGCGGCAGGUUGGACUCAGGAUACGAGUGCGCUCCUGUGGGAGGGUCAAAGUAA